ACCAGCGUAAAUCACUUCCCUAGCGACGCAUAGAAACAACAUUGAAAGUAUCCAAAAAAGUAUUUAACAAGUUCACUAAAAAUGGCCGAAUCGGAAUCAGAAUCGCAAGGACACUCAGGGAGCAAACGUCUAUUCAUCAAUCAUGUAGACACGUAUGCAGGCAAGGCAAUUUCGAAGUUCCUUUCACAAUGCAUGGUUGGAGCAUCCUUAGAGGAGAGAGAUGAAGAGGAGGAUGCAGCCUCAGUCACGAGUGACCACAUGCCUCCCAAGGAAGGUGUUUGGAAGGUCAGCGGUACUCUCAAAAACCCUGAACACGAGAAGCCAGAAUGGGUCCAUGAGAUUCUUCAGGUGGAUGAGAAGAUUCAGAUGUUGGAGCAUCUGGCUGAGUGUGAUGUGGUAGUCUAUGAUAUCACAGAGGAUCCAGAUCAGAUUGAUGAGGCAUCAUGGGCAGUCUCAGCUGUACAUGCUGAGCUGGAUCGCUUUGAAACACCCAAGAUGUUCAUCUUGAUCUCUACUGUGAUGACAUGGGCCAAGAGCAAACCAGUCGACCCGGAUGACCCUGAAAUCCCAUUCACAGAGGAAGAUUACAGAAGACGUAAGCCACAUUCCAACUUCAAAGGACAUAUCAGCGCUGAGAAGCUUGUUAUCAAACUUGGAAAAACAAACAAAGCCAAGUUUGUGACGUAUGUUGUGGCUUCAGGACUGACCUAUGGAGCUGGAGAAAACAUCUUCCACUACCUGUUCAAGACUGCCUGGCAUGGUGAAGCAGAAGCGCUCCAGUGCUUCGGCAAUGGAAUGAACAUCCUUCCCUCCAUUCACAUCAAGGAUCUUGCAGGGGUGAUCCAGAAUAUUGCUGACAGUCGGCCCAAGACAAGAUACUUGGUAGCAGUAGAUGAUUCUCAGAGUCCGCUCGAUGAAAUAGUCAAGUGUGUGAGUCAGAACCUUGGCAAUGGAAAGAUCAAGUACAUCACCAAGGAGGAUGCUCUGCUCAGCAAAAGCCUUUCACAAACUGAGUUUGACAUGUUACUGGUGGACCUGCGGAUGGAUGGAGUGUAUAUCCGUGAGAACAUGAACAUCCGUUGGGGAGCCGAGAGGGGUCUGAUAGAGAGCAUUCCAGACAUCAUCAAGGAAUACAAGACGACCAGGAAACUCUUGCCCAUGAGAGCAUGCGUCCUUGGGCCACCAGCCAGCGGUAAGACCUCUAUGGUGGCAGCUCUCUGUAAACACUACAAGCUACAUCAUAUCAAGAUCAAGGAUGUCAUAGAUGAGGCCAUUGAAGCAUUGGAGAAGAGCGCUGCCCGUGCUGAUGGUGAUGAGAAUGAAGAUGAUGAUGGCAAGGCUCAGGAGGAUCAAGAACUUCUUGAUGCUAUCAUGGAGAGCAAGCAGUCUAAUAAUGAUCGUAUUGAAGAGCAGUACCUGAUCCGGUUCUACCGUGAUAAGCUUCACUCCAUGCCAUGUCAGAACCAAGGCUUCAUCCUGGAUGGUUUCCCUAAGACCAUUGAUCAGGCUAAAGAACUCUUUGCAGUGGAUGAAGAGGAAGAGCAGGAGGAGAACGGUAAGAUGCCUGUCUACGACCGCGCAACCAUGCCUGAAUUUGUCAUCUCCCUGGACAGCACGGAUGAUUUCCUCAAGCAACGCAUCAUGAACCUCCCAGAGAGCGUCGUUGCCAAGACGCACAACACGGAGGAUGGAUUCAACAGACGUAUCACAGAGUUCAGAGCCUUGAACGAGGAGGAUGCCACCGUGCUCAAUUACUUUGAUGAACUUGAGAUACACCCAGAGCAUCUUGAUAUCACCAAGGAAACGGAUCCCGAGAACAAGAACCUGAUGGACCAGCUGGUGAAGAACAUGGGCAAGCCCAGGAACUACGGCCCCACCAAAGAGGAGGUAGAGGAGACGGAACGCCUGGAGACAGAGCAGAGACUCAAGAAAGAGCAGGAGGAGAGGGAGACCAUCGAGAGGAUGGAAUCAGAGGAGGUGGCGCUCAAGGAGCAGAGGCAAGAGGAAUGGACAUCUCGUUUGGAGGAGGUGAAGAGACAAGAGAAAGAGCUCCUUGAGAACCAGUCCAUCCCGCUGAGGAACUACCUGAUGAAACAUGUCAUGCCUACACUCACCCAGGGACUCAUUGAAUGCUGUAAGGUCAGACCAGAUGAUGCCAUUGACUACUUGGCGGAAUACAUCUUCAGAAACAACCCACAAGUUGAUUGAUUGAUCAUUCAUAAGAGAAGCAUAUCUACUCUAAGAAAAUCCAGCUAGUGAAUGCCGUCCAUCAAGUGUCAUUUCUUCACAAUAUUCUCUUUCUAUUCUCUUUCUGUAACUUUUUAUGUUAUGCACACAACAUCUGAAGAUUUUGAAACUGAUAUCUUUACUAGUUUUAAAUUCAGAUACACGUUUCAUCGUUCACAAAUGAAAAGCCAGUUUGUAAACUGCAGAAUGUCUAGUUCACAGUACAUUAAGAUUUCAAAAGGAGGGAUCACUCGACCUCCAUCAUGAAAAUACACCUUGAAUAAAAAUGAGCAUUUACUCGCAUAUUGCCUUACAAACUUCUUGAAAAUGAAGGUGUAAACCCAAGGUUUUGGAGUUCAGAGAAAGAUUUACUGUCAUAUUGCUAUUUAUUUCACAAGUUGAGAUAUCACAGAUGAAUAUCAUUCUGCUCAGAUAUUGUACUUUGAAGUUUUGGUAUAUAUUAUAGUGUGUACUGAUUCUAUAGAUAUAUUAAUCGGUGUAUUCACCGAGCAGCUAUACUUAAUAUUCAAAAUUAAUGCAAUUUUUUUUUAUAUGAACUGUAUAUCCGUCCAAGGAAAGUGAAGAAGAAAGCCUUGUUUAUUUAAAGUGAUCAUUCCAUUUUUAUGAAUAUCUGUAUUUUGGACCUGCUUGAUAUGAAGUUAGAUUAAAAUAUUUCUAUAUUUCUUUUUAGUCCUUUUUUCUUGAUUGUAUUGAAUUUAUCACACAUAUAAGAAAGAUUUGAAGGAGAACCAUAAAAAUACCAUAUUCUAUUUUAUUAUAACUUGGACGACAUAGAGAUUUUCAUUCCCAAACAAACUUGUAAAUAUAAUUUAUCAUAUCAAUGUGUAUUUAGAUAUAUUUGUUGGAGUGUUUCCGAAAAUGAUUUAUAUAUAAAUACAAAAUAUUGUACAGAUUAUUGAAUGUUAUGCCUUAGGUAUGAGCCUAUUGUCUAUCUUCUGAGAUUACAUUUUGUAUUGAUGUAACCCAAUAAAGAAAUGUUUUCCAACACUA
Messenger RNA from Strongylocentrotus purpuratus (purple sea urchin), 3237 nucleotides. RefSeq names its product adenylate kinase 7 (gene ak7). Gene Ontology annotation, biological process: nucleobase-containing compound metabolic process. Bases 82 to 2208 code for a protein of 708 amino acids. The transcript is spliced from 17 exons. Gene Ontology annotation, molecular function: ATP binding; AMP kinase activity. NCBI's taxonomy places the organism in Eukaryota, Metazoa, Echinodermata, Echinoidea, Camarodonta, Strongylocentrotidae. Gene Ontology annotation, cellular component: cytoplasm. The record is from RefSeq and is a predicted model, not a curated record.